Molecule: messenger RNA, 2234 nt
Organism: Monomorium pharaonis (pharaoh ant)
Lineage: Eukaryota; Metazoa; Arthropoda; Insecta; Hymenoptera; Formicidae
Product: protein ANTAGONIST OF LIKE HETEROCHROMATIN PROTEIN 1-like
Exons: 2
Coding region: 643-1938 (431 amino acids)
Source: RefSeq, a predicted model, not a curated record
GACAGACGUUGCUAAAUAUUUGCUGAAUAUCUGCUAAUAGUGUUUGCAAUGACAAGAUAUGUUUCUCAUUUGUCGCCUUUUUGGCAACAGAAUCUGUUGCCAACAUUUGUCACAGCAGAAAUGGUUAUAGGAGCAAUUGUAACAUUUCAUCAAAAUGUUUCAGGAUGAUUGCAGAAAUGUUACAUAUGCAACAUUUAUUUAUACUCUAAUAGAUACCGUCACAGACGCACGCUUUGCGCUAUUUGACUUUAUUUUAUUUUUUAAAAAUAAAUUACAACAAUAAUUGUAUCAAGGAGCACAGUAGUGUUUCGCGCUAAGGGUGCGGUCCCAUGGACUGAUAUUUUCCGCGUAACGCGUAUCGCGUAACCAAUCGGAGACGUUCCGCGUUUUCUGUUACGCGGAUUUUGUAAUCUCAUCGUUCACAUGGAACAUAAAACGGCAGCAGCGUAUCGCGUUUAACCAAUGAUAUUUUUCUAUUCUGUUAAAACGUUCCAACAGAAAUGCUAAAUGUCACAGUUGAUUGGUUACGUAAGUUUUUAUUACGCAAAUUUUAUGUCCAUGUGAACGAUAGGAUCUAAAUAUCACGUAAUAAUAUCGCGUAAUAUACAUUAUGUAUUGAAAGUUUAGACAGUUUAGUCUAAAAUGGAUUCAGACUUAUUCUUAUCUAUUAUUGCUUUACAAAAACAAAUAAUAAAAGAAAGAAAUAAAACAUCAAUUUUAAAAUUAAAAAAGUUAGUGAUGCUUUUCUUAUUGUGCCAAAAAAAUGAACAAAAUAAAAUAGUAAAACGAAAAUAUUGGGUUCAUCCAAUUUUUUCCAACAAAAUGCGGAAACAAUAUGGAGCAAGUAACACUCUUAUAAAAGAGUUGCAUUUUCAUAAUGACGACAAAUUCAUUAAUUAUUUUCGCAUGAAUAUGGACACAUAUAAAAAAUUAUUAAAUAUUAUUGGACCACAUAUAACAAAACAAAAAUGUAUUCGAGAUCCAAUACAACCAAAUACGCGUCUAGAAAUAUGUCUCCGUUAUUUAGCCUCAGGAGACAGUAUGAAAUCUCUUUCCUAUAUGUUUCGUAUAGGGACUAGUACGAUUUCAAAAAUUAUAUUUGAAACUUGUGAUGUAAUUUGGAACGUAUUACAAGAUAAAGUUUUUCCACAAUUUAAUAAAGACUUGUGGGAACAUAUAGCAAGUAAAUUUGAAGAAAAAUGGAAUUUCCCACAUUGCAUAGGAGCUAUGGAUGGAAAACAUGUUAUGUUACAAGCUCCUCCUAACAGUGGGUCAAUUUAUUAUAAUUACAAGGGUCAGCAUAGUUUGAAUUUAUUUGCACUAUGUGAUGCAGAAUAUCGUUUUAUCGUGCUGGACAUUGGAGCAGAAGGACGACAAAGUGAUGGUGGGGUAUUCAGAAAGAGCAAAUUAUAUUCUGCAUUAGAAGAAAAUUUGUUGCAAAUUCCACCACCAAAAAUUGUUAAUGUCAGAGGCCCUGUAUUACCAUAUGUAAUUGUCGCAGAUGAAGCCUUUGGCUUGAAAAAUUAUUUAAUGCGACCAUAUUCCCGAAGCCAAAAUCUUGAUCGAAAAAAGAAAAUUUUCAACUACAGAUUAAGUAGAGCAAGACGUACUGUAGAAAGUUCCUUUGGAAUAUUAACUGCAAAAUGGCGAAUCUACAGGAAACCAAUUAUAGCAUCUAUUACUUUAAGUAGAAAAAUUGUGCAAGCAACCUGCUGUUUGCACAAUUUUAUAAUUAAUCAUGAAAAUAGUUAUAAAUAUUAUUCUACUUUAACACCAGUUGAUGCAAAUGUUGCAAAUGAAGCUCUUCAAGACAAUAUAAAUGAAAUAAAUUCUUACUCUAAAAAUGCGGCUAUGAUAAGAGAUAAAUUUGCUGAUUAUUUUGUAAAAGCUGGAGCAGUUACAUGGCAAUGGGAAAAAGCGUUUCGUAAUGAAUUCUGAAUUUUUUAUUUUAAAUAAGUAUAUAUAUGUUUACUUAUUUAAAUUAAUAUAAAUAUAUAUUAUAUAAGUAACUAUUAUCACUAUGCAAUGUGGGAAAUUCUAUUUUUCUUAAAAUGUACUUGCUAUAUGUUCUCACAAGUCUUUAUUAAAUCGUGGAAAAACUUUAUUUUAUAAUAUAUUCCAAAUUACAUCACAAGUUAAACAUGUUAUACGUUUCAUUUGCUAUGUAAUUACAAAGAUUUUUAUUUAAAAUUUUAGAUAAACUUUUAAAUUCAAAAUUUUCAUUUUUUGUGCAG